AUGGCCGAGAAGCGCAAGCUGCCACCACGCGCCGGGCGCGAGCCCGCGGCCAAACGAAGAGUCUCCGAAGCCGUCACAGCAACACCUCAGUCGCAAAAGAAGAAGGCACCUACGCCUCGAGCUCCAUCUCCACCACCACCACCACCAGAGCCAGUCGAACCGCCAUUACCUACAAAAGUGAAGGAUGCGGAAGUCUUGCCGGUUACGCGCGUGCGCCAGCCCGACAACUUAUCGGACAAGGAAUAUCAAUCUAUUGCAGAAAGGUUAGAACCCUAUAUUGCACAACUCAUAUCAAACCUACGAAGACUAACAAUCGGGCCCUGCGAUGUCACCAUUGGGCCCCAUCUCUUCGACGCAAUGAUAUAUACUGUGAAAGACCCAACUGCACCCCCGCAGAUCCAAUAUGCACCUCCGCAGCGGCCUAUGGUCCAUUAUGGACACCCAAACUCAUUCCAACAAUACCAACCAUAUCCGAAUACACAAAAACGCCCCCCUUAUCCCUCUACUCCGACCGGUCGACCUGCGCAAGGAUACCCGGGAAACCAUCAACCGCCUAGUCAGCAACGUGGCCCGCAACAUCCCCCAAAUCAAUCGGGACAGCGGCCUCCACAGACACAAAAUGGCCAGCCCGGGCAGCCCGCGAAAGCAAGUCCAGAUCCUGUCAUUCAGAUGCUUGCUACUAGGGCGGCAGCAGAUCCCGAACUCAAGGCUUUGAUGAGAGUGGUUGCUUCCAGCCAGGCUUCUCAGGACCAACUGCGCGCUUUCCAGGCCCACAUUGAUGAACUCAAUGCGAUUAUCAAGGCAAGAGAGCAACAGGAACAAAGGCAUCAAGGUUCCAUUGGUACACAAGGACGACCGCAGGCGGCAGCAACGCAACCCGCAACGCCCGCGACACCCGCGACACCCGCACCCCAAAGCAAGCCUACCCCAGCGCCACCCAACUCCCAACCCAAGUCUGCUGCGGCCGCCCAUCCACAACCUCAGGUAGUAAUACCCAAAUCACAACCACCUGCUCCAUCGCAAACUCCCUCCAAAGAGCCUCAGCAAAUACCAUCAGCACCCAAAGCCCCAGAGCCGACCACCACAACUACACCCAAGCCCGCACUGAAAGGCACACCGCAAGCUAGCGCUGAGCCUCAGAAACCGAGCCAAAAUGAAAAUGGCCAAGCCGCGAAUGCUUCCCACACCCCGGCUGCCACGCCUGUGGUGAAACAAGAACCAGCUGUAACUGGUCCGAGUAAUCCCCAGGCUAUCCCUGCAGGGACAGCACAACCACCACCUGCAGCAUCUACUUCAUCUGUUGCUCAAACUCCGGCUCCCAAUUCCACGUUGCAGCCGCCGCGUGCGGGACCGCCAUAUCCACCUCAUCAACAGACGCCGUACACCCCUGGGGGAGCCCAGGCCCCUCUUCAGUCACGGCCGCCUCAAUACAGCUCGCCCGCGCCUUAUUAUCGUCCACCGGGACCGCCCCCGCCUCCCGCGCGCGUUGGUUACAAGUCCGUCGUGUUUGAGUUUACAUCACCCUUGACUCCUUACGGAAGCAGCACCUCAGGCCACGCUGGAUCUGGUGAUCGCUAUCUCUUCCCAGAGCAUACAAUUCUUGAAUGGCUUCCAAAUGAAUGCACCAUUCUAGCUUCCUUCCUAGUUGUUCGCAAGGUUGAUCCAAAUACUCCUUUCCCUAUUGAGUCUGCAACAGACAAUACCACGAGCCGCAGCAAAGGCAAGGGUACAUCUAAGUCCAAGUCCAAGAAGAAAGUCGAGGGUGGAAAAGACUCCAAAGAAGCCCCUGGAACCCCGACACCUGCCCAACCUGCCGUUACGGACACACCUCAGAAGCAAGAGCCCUCUGACAAGCCGGAUGUCAAAGCCAACGCCGCCUCGACAGAUACCCCUGGCACCCCCAACCAGCCCGCCGUGAAUGAAGCGAACCUCAAAGAAUACUGGCAGCCAGUCACUUUCCGCAUCCAUGCUCCCAAUCCCAAGAUCCUCGAGCCAUUGACUCGAGUCGUCAAGCCGGCGGAGGAGGUGCGCAAGUACAUGAACGAAAUCAUGGACCGGGCGGAGCGUGCUCCAGAUGGAUUCCCCGCUCUGCGUUUGCCGCGCGAAGAGGCGCGUGAAGCAUUUGAAUCAGAAGGCACCCCUGCUUCGGGGACCAAUGGCGCUGCAGGCCGCAGUCGCCCUUCACGGGCGGCUCCCGUCAAGGAAGAGGAAUCCGAGGUUGAAAACCUUGUCGAGGUCGAGGAGGAAGAGGAUCUUUUGGAGUUUUAUGGUGCGCCUAGUGGACUUCCUCCUCUGCGUGUCUAG
This is a messenger RNA of Penicillium manginii, 2304 nucleotides long. RefSeq lists its product as uncharacterized. Bases 1 to 2304 code for a protein of 767 amino acids. The record is from RefSeq and is a predicted model, not a curated record. Lineage: Eukaryota; Fungi; Ascomycota; Eurotiomycetes; Eurotiales; Aspergillaceae. Gene Ontology annotation, cellular component: Swr1 complex. Gene Ontology annotation, molecular function: ATP-dependent H2AZ histone chaperone activity. Gene Ontology annotation, biological process: chromatin remodeling. The transcript is spliced from 3 exons.